Molecule: messenger RNA, 2268 nt
Organism: Quercus lobata
Lineage: Eukaryota; Viridiplantae; Streptophyta; Magnoliopsida; Fagales; Fagaceae
Product: LEAF RUST 10 DISEASE-RESISTANCE LOCUS RECEPTOR-LIKE PROTEIN KINASE-like 2.5
Exons: 2
Coding region: 22-2229 (735 amino acids)
Biological process (GO): protein phosphorylation
Molecular function (GO): protein kinase activity; ATP binding
Source: RefSeq, a predicted model, not a curated record
UCUGUUGGAAUUGGAGUUCUAAUGGUUAUAAUACGCUGCUUCUGGAAAAAGUUCACAUUAAUAAAAAUAAUUAAUAUUUGGAAGAAGGAAACUCUAACUCACCCGGAUUUUGAAGCCUUUUUAAGGAAUUAUGGACCUCUUGCUAUUAGAAGAUACAGUUAUGCAGAUAUAAAGACAAUGACCAAGUCCUUUAAUGAUAAAUUAGGCCAAGGGGGCUAUGGUAUUGUCUAUAAGGGGACAUUACAAGAUGGCACUUUUGUAGCAGUGAAGGUUCUGAUCAAAGAAACGAAAGAUAAUGGAGAGGAGUUUGUUAAUGAGGUUGGAAGCAUUAGUAGGACCUCUCAUGUUAACAUUGUCACUCUUAAGGGAUUUUGUGUUGAGGGUUCUAAAAGGGCUCUUAUCUAUGAGCUUAUGCCUAAUGGAUCUCUUGAGAAGUUCAUAUAUAAAGGAAAUCCCUCAAAUUCUAAUCAUCAGUUGGGUUGGGAAACAUUAUAUAAGAUUUCAAUCGGCAUUGCACGAGGCUUAGAGUACUCGCAUAGAGGUUGCAACACACAAAUUUUGCAUUUUGAUAUAAAGCCUCACAACAUUCUAUUGGAUGAGAAUUUUUUUCCAAAGAUUUCUGAUUUUGGCCUCGCAAAAAUAUGUCCUAGUGAAAAGAGUAAUAUAUCAAUGGUGGGUGCAAGAGGGACUACAGGAUAUAUAGCUCCUGAAGUAUUUUGUAGGAAUUUUGGAGGGAUCCCUCACAAGUCAGAUGUCUAUAGCUAUGGAAUGGUGGUUUUAGAAAUGGUGGGAGGCCGAAAGAAUGUUGAUGUUAGUGUUGAUUUUUCAAGUGAAAUAUAUUUUCCACAUUGGAUUUACAAGCAUCUUGAACUAAAUGAAGAAUUAGGACUGCCAGGAUUUUUAAAUGAAGGAGAUGAAGAAAGUACAAGAAAGAUGAUAAUAAUGAGUUUGUGGUGCAUACAAACUAACCCCUCAAACCGACCAUCAAUGAGUAGAGUGGUGGAAAUGUUGGAAGGGAGUCUCAAUUCCUUGCAAAUCCCCCCUAAACCUUACUUGUUUUCUCCACCAAGAAGAUCACCGACAGAGUCUUCAACUAUAAUGCUCUACUCUUUUAUUACAGCUACUUCAUCUGUUGGAAUUGGAGUUCUGAUGAUUACAAUCUACUGCUUUUGGCGUAAGUUCUCAUUAAAUAAAAUAAUUAAUUUUUGGAAGAAGGAAACUCUAACUCAUCAGGAUGUCGAGGCCUUUCUAAGGAAUCAUGGACCUCUUGUUAUUAGAAGAUACAGUUAUGCAGAUAUAAAGACGAUGACUAAGUCCUUUAAUGAUAAAUUAGGCCAAGGGGGCUAUGGUAGUGUCUAUAAAGGGAAGUUACGAGACGGCUGUUUUGUGGCUGUGAAGGUUCUGAAAGAAUCAAAAGGUAAUGGAGAGGAAUUUGUUAAUGAGGUUGCCAGCAUUAGUAAGACCUCCCAUGUUAACAUUGUCACUCUUAAGGGAUUUUGCAUUGAGGGUUCUAAAAGAGCUCUUAUCUAUGAGCUUAUGCCUAAUGGAUCUCUUGAGAAGUUCAUAUAUAAAGGAAAUCCCUCAAAUUCUAAUCAUCAAUUGGGUUGGGAAACAUUAUACAAGAUUUCAAUAGGAAUUGCACGAGGUUUAGAGUACUUGCAUAGAGGUUGCAACACACAAAUCUUGCAUUUUGACAUUAAGCCUCACAACAUUCUUUUGGAUGAGAACUUCUGUCCAAAAAUUUCUGAUUUUGGCCUCGCAAAAAUAUGUCCUAGAGAAAAAAGUUUUAUAUCAAUGGUGAGUGCAAGAGGGACUAUAGGAUAUAUAGCUCCCGAAGUAUUUUGUAGGAAUUUUGGAGGGGUCUCUCACAAGGCAGAUGUCUAUAGCUAUGGAAUGACGGUUUUAGAAAUGGUGGGAGGUCGAAAGAAUUUUGAUGCUAGUGUUGAUUUCACUAGUGAAAUAUAUUUCCCACAUUGGAUUUACAAGCGUCUUGAACUAGGCAAAGAAUUAGGGUUAUUGGGCCUUCUAGAGGAAGUAGAUCAAGAAAGUGCAAGAAAGAUGAUAAUAGUGAGUUUGUGGUGCAUACAAUCUGACCCCUUGAACCGUCCAUCAAUGAGUAGAGUGGUGGAUAUGUUAGAAGGGAGUCUUGAACCCUUGAAAAUCCCCCCUAAACCUUUUUUGUGUUCCCCACCUAGUUCACCUACAGAUUCCUCAACUAUAAUGGUGUAAUUACAAUAUGUACUCUAGGGAAACAUUAAUUGAGGCUAG